Messenger RNA from Clupea harengus (Atlantic herring), 3785 nucleotides. It is a transcript of the gene clasp1a, whose product is annotated as CLIP-associating protein 1-like. The record is from RefSeq and is a predicted model, not a curated record. Gene Ontology annotation, cellular component: spindle microtubule; basal cortex; kinetochore. NCBI's taxonomy places the organism in Eukaryota, Metazoa, Chordata, Actinopteri, Clupeiformes, Clupeidae. The transcript has 25 exons. Gene Ontology annotation, biological process: establishment of mitotic spindle localization; mitotic spindle assembly. The coding region runs from base 1362 to 3785 and encodes 807 amino acids. Gene Ontology annotation, molecular function: microtubule binding; kinetochore binding.
UGUCCGUCCCUGACCAAGAUAGAUGGUUCACUUCACUUGGUCCCCGGGCGCUUAAAAGCUGCCCACUGCUCCUGGGGUCCUGGAGGAAGGAGUCCGGGUUGGGAAAAAUGCAGAAGUCAAAUUCACAGCGACCUCGGCCUGCGUGUGCGUGUCCUGUCUCGCCACCUAAUAUAUGCACGUGUGCGUUGCUGUGUGUCGUUGUGCAACAAUAAACUGACUGAAGUCAGCCUUGUUUUUUUUUUUUUUGAUCACCAACGCCGUUAAACCACAGGGAGGCGCUACAAUUGCGUGAGAAUCCGGUGAUGACAAUUUCAAUCCAGAUGCCAUGUGGCCAGUCCGCAACAGCAUUACAAAAACCGAAUGAUGCCAAAUAAGGAUUUAUUGUUUUGUAUCUAUUGUUCAUUUUAAAACUAAACGCUACAGAGGUCACAAAAACAGAUUCAGAGACUUAUUAAAAUCCCUUUAAGGAAAAGACCGUUAUAUUUGAAGAAAUACAUGAACCAAUUAGUUGCGUUUUUAAAUACAUUUGUACAGACCAGUAUGGAAGAUUCGUCUGAAGUCGGUGCUUUGAAAUACUGUCAGAUUAAUUUACAGUGGAAGAGGUGCGCAUACCUUUCGAGUUGCGAUCCAUAGAGCCAGCCAGGAAGCAUGCGUCAGUUUCUGUGUGCCAACAUUCUUGACGCGUGCGCACGGGCAGCCCAUUAUUGUCCAGCGAACAGCAUACGGGGUGGAGAUUCCUCGAUGCUGCCGUCUGACAAUACUAUACACCACUGUUUUACCGGAUUAUCAAAUUGUGCUUAGAUGACUAGGGCAGCGAGGAAAGUAAGCACCCCUGAAUAAUGAAGCACAGCCCUACUGUCCUCUGCCUCAGCUGUUUCAGUCACCACCACUCCCUGUGCUGCUACCCUUAGUGGCCUUGCUCCGGUGUUAGCGCUCUGGGUUGGACAGUCAGUCAGUCUGUGUGCGAAGGGAGAAUACAAGAGCGUGGGGAAAAAGGAGCACCCUUGUCAGCUGUCGCUCACACACACAUAUGGUGCAUUGUUGCCAUACCCCAGCUAGCAUCCCCGUGGCUAAGCAUCACGCUAGCACACGGCUCACGGAUAGAAGCCUGCGUUGGGAGGGAUAUAAAUAAACUGACUUGAUCUGACUGACUGCGAGUGUGUGUGUGUGUGUGUAUGUGUGUGUGUUCGCACUUAUGUGUGUGUGUGUGGUGUGACUUCUUUUUUUUUUCUGGGUCACAAAGGCGCUUUUCCCUCAAGGAUUAGUGCAGUUUUUUGUAGUUUUAAAAAAAAAGAUAAGAUUUAUUUAUUUUAAUUGUCACAAAAAAAAAAAACUACAAUCACCAGCUGUCACCUGGAGCCAUGGAGUCCAAAAUGGAGUACAUUCUGGCUCAGGUGCUUCAGAAGGACGUGGGGAGACGCCUGCAGGUGGGCCAGGAGAUCAUCGAUUACAUCUCCGACCAUGAGAAGUCCCACGACCUGGAACAGGACCAGACCAAUCUCGACAAGAUGGUGGAUGGCAUCGCUACCUCCUGGGUCAACUCCAGCAACUUCAAGUUGGCUUUGCUGGGAAUGGACAUCCUCUCUGCCUUAGUCACCAGACUGCAGGACCGCUUCAGAAGUCAAAUCGGAACAGUUCUGCCCAGUCUGAUGGACCGCCUGGGGGACGCCAAAGACCAGGUCCGAGACCAGGACCAGACCUUACUCAUCAAGAUCAUGGACCAGGCGGCCAUCCCACAGUACGUGUGGGACCGGAUGCUGGGGGGCUUCAAGCACAAGAACAACCGGACGCGAGAGGGAGUGUGUCUGUGCCUCAUCGCAACCCUCAACGCAUAUGGCGCCCAGGGUCUCACCCUCAGCAAGAUCGUCCCCCACAUAUGCAGCCUUUUAGGAGACCCCACCAGCCAGGUGAGAGAUGCAGCCAUGACGUGUCUGGUGGAGAUCUACAGGCACGUGGGGGAGAGGGUGAGGACGGACCUCAGCAAGAAGGGACUCCCUCAGUCCAGGUUGAAUGUAAUCUUCGGCAGGUUUGAUGAGGUGCAGCGAUCGGGGAACAUGCUGUCCUCUGGCUCAGAUAAGAACUUUGAGGAUGAAGACUCUGUGGACGGGGGCCGGUCCUCCUCCUCUUCCUCCUCCAGAGCCCCGCCCAGUGGCCGGAGAGGCGGGGCCGUGGGCUCCAUGCGAAGGCCCAGCUCUGCGUCGUCUAAGGCUCCAGGGAAAGAGGGAGCGAGUGCAGGAGCAUUAGACGAGGAUGACUUCAUGAAGGCCUUUGAGGACGUGCCCAGUGUAAAGGUCCACUCCAACCGAGAGCUGGAGGACUCUUUGGGGAAGAUCAGGGAGAUUCUGUCUGAUGACAAGCAUGACUGGGAGCACAGAGUCACUGCGCUGAAGAAGUUUCGCUCCCUGCUGCUAGGGGGCGCUGUUGAGCACGAUGCCUUCUCCCAGCAGCUGCGCCUGAUGGAGCCCGCCUUCAAGCUCUCGGCCAAAGACCUGCGCUCACAGGUGGUGCGAGAGGCCUGCAUAACGCUAGGACACCUGUCCUUCCUGCUCGGGAACAAGUUUGACCACACCGCUGAGUGCAUCAUGCCCAUCUUGCUCAACCUGGUGCCCAACAGCGCCAAGGUCAUGGCUACGUCAGGGGUGGCUGUCAUCCGUCUCAUCCUCAGGCACACCCACUAUCCCCGCCUCAUCCCCAUCAUCACAAGCAACUGCACGUCCAAAUCGGUGGCGGUCAGGAGACGUUGUUAUGAGUUCUUAGACCUGAUGUUGACAGAUUGGCAGUCGAACACACUGGAGAAACACGUGGCCGUCCUCUCUGAGACCAUCAGGAAGGGCAUCCACGACGCCGACUCUGAGGCUCGCUCCAUCGCCAGGAAGUGUUAUUGGAAUUUCCAUGGCCAUUAUGGUCGGGAGGCGGAGCAUCUGUACCAGGCUCUGGAGUCGUCCUAUCAGAAGGCUCUGCAGUCUCACCUGAAGGGCUCUGACAGCGUCAUGUCCCUCCCACAAUCCGACCGCUCUUCCUCCAGCUCUCAGGAGAGCCUCAACCGGCCCUUCACAGUGAAGAGUGUCAUAGGAGGCAGCAUGACCAGGAAUAAACUAAUGAGCUCACGGGCCCCCGGUCCCGCCCGGCUCCCUCCAGCGUUCCCCGCCAAGUCCCGCUUGUCCACGGUUCCCUCGGCCACGCCCUUCGGUUCGGCCGCCGCCCUGCCCCCAGGCUCCUACGCCUCAUUGGGCCGUGUGCGUACCAGGAGGCAGAGCUCUGGCAAUACGGUGGGUCCCAGCAGCACGGUCACAGACAGCCGUGGUCGGAGCCGGGCCAAGGUGGUGUCCCAGUCCCAGCGAAAGCUGCUGGGUCACACGUACGGCAGAAUUCACCGCACCACGGUCCCAGCCACCACUCCAUCGUCAGAGAAGCGCACCAGGGUCCCCCGGAGCCAGGGAUGCAGCCGGGAGACCAGCCCCAGCCGACUGGGCCUCGCUCUUGUUCCUGCCGCUUCUCCCUACCGCACGCUAGCCCGGACCAGUCGCAUCCCGCGGCCCAGCAUGAGCCAGGGCUGCAGCCGCGACACCAGUCGCGAGAGCAGCCGCGACACCAGCCCCGCGCGGGGCUUCGCCCCUCUGGAUCGUUAUGGUCUGAUACAUCAGGCUCGCAUGUCUGCGUCCAUAAACGCCAUGAGGGUCCUCAACACCGGCACAGAGGUGGAGGCAGCUGUGGCCGAUGCACUGGUGCCCCCACCCCCUGGCUACUCUGCCAGCCCCCCGCCACGCAUAGCAACCCGCACAUGA